AAUACACCAUAGAGGAGUAUUGAUUGCCUGACAAAUAAAAUGACAAUCGAAAACAGCCAUCACUGUUUUGGUGUUUUGUUAUUUCCCGCCGUAAACAAAGUAUUAUUUAGUAGUUAAAUUUAUAUAAAAUUGAGUUUUUAUUUCACAAUGGGCAAAAAAACUGUUGCUGCAGUAAAUAAAAACAAAGAAAAACGACAAGCUAGAAAAUUAGAACAACGUCGUAUAGCAGAUGGCAUGUCUGUUGUGAAUUCCGCGAAUAAAUUGCAAGAUUUAGCGACGCAUUGCAAGGAACUGCUGGUAUACAGUAACCUAGACUUGGAAGUCGAUAUGUACAUACAGAAAGUCACCGAGCUGGAUAAAAAUGUACUAAAAUGGGCCAUAGACCUUACAGAGAGGAAUAUGAAAUCUUUAUAUGAAACAUGUGCAUGGGGUUGGAAUCGUGACCGCAAGGUUGAAGAAAUGACAGAAGACCAUGCAUGGUACCUCAUAGCCAAAAAGAAAAACGGCUCACCCCUAGCGUUCUCCCACUUCAGAUUUGACAUGGACUUUGGAGAGCCUGUAUUGUACUGGUAAUUUAAAAAAAAUUAUAAC
Manduca sexta (tobacco hornworm) is the source of this 591-nucleotide messenger RNA. RefSeq names its product N-alpha-acetyltransferase 40-like. The record is from RefSeq and is a predicted model, not a curated record. The transcript has 3 exons. Gene Ontology annotation, cellular component: nucleus. Bases 148 to 573 code for a protein of 141 amino acids. NCBI's taxonomy places the organism in Eukaryota, Metazoa, Arthropoda, Insecta, Lepidoptera, Sphingidae. Gene Ontology annotation, molecular function: protein N-terminal-serine acetyltransferase activity; histone H4 acetyltransferase activity; histone H2A acetyltransferase activity.